CACCCGUAGGGCCUAGACGUCAUCCCACCCCACAACCCUCCUCUUCCCCGUUUUUCCUCUUGUUCUGUUUUCCACUCUCACGUAUCUCUUCCUCCUUGCAAAUCCAGGUCGAUGAUGCAUUCUUGUUCUUUCCAAUGGCCGACGACCAUCUAUUGUCACCGACCCUCUGUCGUCGUUGUUAUAACCCAGAAAAGGGACACCGGCCGUUGUUGCUACAUCUUGGAAAAGUGACCCAAACGAUCGACCAUCAACAAGGUGGAGGUCCACCUCUAUCGGCGCUCCCACUGCCGCCCUAUGUCCGACAUCGUCACCCCUCAACCUUUGUUCCAAAUUCAGACCAUCCCUUUCUCUCUAAGAUAUCAUCGAUACCAAAACCCACAAAAAACCCAAUCUGAAAAAUCAAACUCCACAAUCACCGAUUCAAGGAUUUGUCAUCUGAAAUCAGAGAUUCAAGGGGAGAUUGGGAACAGAGUUGUAGAUGCAAGAGAUCGGGAAUGAGUUGUACGUCGAUGAAAUCGGGUUAGAUUUCAUGGAAAUUUAAGGUCUUGGGAGUGGAUUUGAUUCAGUUUUUUUUAUUACAUUUAUCAAGAAGAAAACCAAAUUUUUUGAUUUCGU
Messenger RNA from Lactuca virosa, 615 nucleotides. Lineage: Eukaryota; Viridiplantae; Streptophyta; Magnoliopsida; Asterales; Asteraceae. The record is from the annotation of a GenBank genome assembly.